Alternaria alternata is the source of this 710-nucleotide messenger RNA. Its product is annotated as secE/sec61-gamma protein. The transcript is spliced from 4 exons. Gene Ontology annotation, cellular component: membrane; Ssh1 translocon complex. Gene Ontology annotation, molecular function: transmembrane protein transporter activity. Lineage: Eukaryota; Fungi; Ascomycota; Dothideomycetes; Pleosporales; Pleosporaceae. Gene Ontology annotation, biological process: protein targeting; post-translational protein targeting to membrane, translocation. The record is from RefSeq and is a predicted model, not a curated record. Bases 72 to 281 code for a protein of 69 amino acids.
UCUCCAAGACAACUCAACUCACCACCCUUUCAAGUCACCCCCCACCUAUCACCACCCGCACACCAGUCGCCAUGGAGAACGUCAAGGAGUUCGCUGAUAUGCCCGCUGAGUUCCUCAAGGAGGGUACUCUGUUCAUGAACCGCUGCACAAAGCCCGACAAGAAGGAGUUCAUCAGGAUAUCGCAAGCAGUCGGCAUCGGUUUCUUGAUCAUGGGAGUCAUUGGCUACGUUGUCAAGCUCGUCCACAUUCCCGUAAACAACAUCCUCGUCGGCGGCUCGUAGACGCUACUACGCCACAACCAUUGAUUCUCUUCCCUUUGCAUCUUCGACCACGACACCGGUCCGUUCAUCAUAUCAUCUUGUAUUAGGGGCAUUGGAGGUGAACAGACCGGCCUUCGCUUUGUGGGCUCCAUAGAGGAAAUAUGGCAUACUCAAAACGGCUGUACAGUAUGGGGUUGGGCCAGCGGGAGUUUGAUUAUAUCCAAAUUUAGGCAUGCACAGGAUUCAUCUUGAUUUGGUCUACGAACUGUGUGUUGUGGUGUGAACGGUGUAUGUGGAGUAGAACGAUAACGCGGUGCUUGUAACGCUGUGACAGCGAUGUUGAGCAAGAUCGGAAGUCCCUGUGAACAUCCGAUUGCAUUCCCAACUUCUCACCAAAUCCCUAUAUGCAGCACUUGUAUUCACCCAUCCGUCGGAAUUCUAGAAGGGUCA